Acyrthosiphon pisum (pea aphid) is the source of this 1128-nucleotide messenger RNA. Its product is annotated as protein ALP1-like. Bases 1 to 1128 code for a protein of 375 amino acids. NCBI's taxonomy places the organism in Eukaryota, Metazoa, Arthropoda, Insecta, Hemiptera, Aphididae. The record is from RefSeq and is a predicted model, not a curated record. The transcript is spliced from 6 exons.
AUGGUACACGGGCAUUAUCAUUGUUUAACUAGUGAACUUCAAUUGACAAAUUCUGAACAGUACCAAAACUUUAUUAGAAUGUCUGCCAGCACAUUUGAAGAGUUGGUGUGUCUAGUUGGACCCAAAAUAAAGCGUUUCCCAAGUCGGCCUGAUAUAAUAUCAGUUGGAGAAAUCCUAACUGCAACAUUGCGAUAUCUUGCGUCUGGUGAAUCAAUGAUGUUGAUUACGUACGGUUUUCGUAUAGGAAAAGCUACCGUAUCAAAAUUAAUUUUACAAUGUUGUGAAGUUUUAUGGGAUACAUUAAACCAAAAAGUAUUAGUUGUACCAGAUACAUUUAAAUGGGCUCAAUUAGCUGUUGACUUCGAGAGAAUAUGGCAAGUGCCAAAUUGUAUUGGCAGCAUUGAUGGUAAACAUAUUAUACACCAGGCAUUUGCUAACAGUGGAUCUGAGCACUAUAACUACAAAGGGUCCCAUAGUUUUAUACUGUUGGCAAUGUGUGACGCCAAUUAUAAUUUUACGUUAGUCGAUAUUGGCGCAGCUGGGAGAUGCAGCGAUGGUGGAGUUUUUUCAAGCUCUGAAAUGGGCAAGGGUUUCAUACACAAUGAUUUAAAUUUUCCAGCUGAUAAAGAAAUACAUGAAAACAGUGGUCCAAUUCCAUAUUAUGCGCUAGGGGAUGAAGCGUUUCCAUUACUUUCAAACCUUAUGCGCCCUUAUCCAGGAAGAGGUAAACGAAAACUACCAUUAAAGGAAUCCAUUUUUAAUUAUAGGCUUUCCAGAGGUAGACGGACUAUAGAAAACACUUUUGGGUUAAUGGCCUCAAAAUGGCGGAUUUUUAGAAAACUGAUAAUUGCUGGACAUAAAACUGUUAAUGCAAUUACAAAAGCUGCUGUUGUACUGCAUAACUUUGUAAAACUGUCUGAAAACAAUGCUGGUGUACGGUAUUAUAGUGGAACUUUGGACACCAAACAAAGCAAUCAGUGGGAACCACAGGGAGCUUUAGAACCAGUCCACCGAUUAGGAACUAAUACAUACACAGCAGACGCUAAAGCAAUAAGAGACAAACUUAAAGACUAUUUUUCAGCUGAAGGUGCGACUUUAUUCCAAUAUGAAAGAUUAAUUAAUUUAUAA